Molecule: messenger RNA, 1695 nt
Organism: Aspergillus pseudotamarii
Lineage: Eukaryota; Fungi; Ascomycota; Eurotiomycetes; Eurotiales; Aspergillaceae
Product: SUN domain-containing protein
Exons: 3
Coding region: 182-1606 (474 amino acids)
Source: RefSeq, a predicted model, not a curated record
CGAAUCUCGCCUGUGGGUUGGUGGUGUUUCCUCACUUUCAGUCAUUCUUUUAAUACUCACCCUAGUCUUUCGUUUCUUGACCUACUUCCGUAGCGUCAACCACCCUCUCUACCCGGUCCGAACAACGAUCAGUACCGUAUAUAAAUUCUAUAUAUAUAUAAAGCAAUACAACUAGUCCGAAAUGAAGCUCACUAUUGCAUCGUCCGUACUUCUCGGCCUCAUUGCCGCCGUUGAAGCUGCAAAGCACGGACAUGGGCACAUCCACAGUCACCAACGCGAUGUGAACUCCGCCGCAGAAAUGGAGGCGCCUCUGGAGAAGCGAGGAGGGAGUUGUGAAUUUCCCAAGGAUGCCGGUUUGGUGGCCGUCACUCCGAACCUCAAGAAUGCCGGUUGGGCCAUGAGCCCGGAUCAGCCAUGUAAGCCCGGUAAUUACUGCCCGUAUGCUUGUCCUCCUGGUCAGGUAUCAAUGCAGUGGGAUCCCGAGGCUACCUCGUAUAGUUAUCCCAUGUCAAUGAAUGGCGGUCUCUACUGUGAUGAAGAUGGUAAAAUCCAGAAGCCAUUCCCUAACAAGCCCUACUGUCAGGAUGGCACCGGCGCCGUGGGCGCGCGUAAUAAGUGCAAAAGCCAGGUCUCAUUCUGUCAGACUGUCUUGCCCGGCAAUGAAGCCAUGCUGAUUCCGACCCUGGUGGAGGAGCUGGCCACGCUCGCUGUGCCUGAUCUCAGCUACUGGUGUGAGACUGCCGCCCACUUCUAUAUCAACCCUCCUGGCUACGAUCCCGAGACCGCGUGUGUCUGGGGUACCUCAGACGAGCCUUUAGGCAACUGGACGCCUUAUGUUGCCGGUGCCAAUACCGACGGCGACGGAAACACUUUCGUCAAGAUUGGUUGGAACCCGAUCUACCUGGAGCCAACCACUCCUUUCCGUGACGUGGUGCCCGACUACGGAGUCGAGAUUGAGUGCGAGGGUGAUGGCUGCAAUGGUCUGCCAUGCAAGAUCGACCCGGCGGUUAAUGACGUCAAUGAAGUUACUGGUAGCUCUUCAAAGGGCGCCGGUGGUGGUGCCUUCUGUGUCGUGACGGUGCCUAAGGGCGAGAAAGCCAAUAUUGUCGUAUUUGAAAAGAGUGGCAGCAGUGGUGGUCAAUCUUCGUCGUCCACGCCCGUUUCCACUAGCUCCAGCACUGUCAGCAGCAGCUCUUUCUCCUCUACUGUCAAGACCACGAGCAGCACUAGUACCACAAGCAGCACUAGCACUACCACUUCGACAACUCCCUCCGCCACACCUACAUCCACAACAGUGUCCGAAACGAGCAGCGUUUCUAGUACCCCAAGCUUGACCCCAACGGCCACUUCGACUCUCAUCUCAACCCCCGGUGUGACCCCCUCUUCCGGCUGGGUUUCUAGCUCAAUUCUGGCCUCGAGCGGCUGGCCUGUCCAAAGCCCACAGGUGCUGGCUGAGACCGAUGCCCGAUCGUAUGCGAUGUCCACCGACGGAGCAGCUGCGUCAUCUCCCUCUCCGACCCAAGUCGACAAGGAAAAUGCGGCACCCGCUGCUGGCGCGUCGAUGUUGAGCUUGGUCGUUGGUCUCAUCGCCGCUAUGGUGCUUUAGACACCACGUAAGACGGAACCUUUCAUCACCAUUUUCACUUCUCACUAUUCUUUUUUUUUUUUAUUACCUUCUUAACUCCGGGAUACCCG